AUGGUGAAGAUUGACCCUCAAACUGUUCCUCACAGAUACAUAAGAGACCACAAAGAUACACCAGUUUUUUAUCAACUUUAUCCUAUUUCUUCUGAAGUUCCUGUCAUUGAUUUCUCAUUGCUGGCCAAAAGAGACCAACAUGAACAAGAGAAGCUUGAUUCUGCUUGCAAGGAGUGGGGCUUCUUCCGGGUAAUGAAUCAUGGGGUGGGCGAAGACUUAAUGCAGAAGAUGAAGAGAGCAGCGGCAGGAUUUUUUGAUCUGGAAAUGGAGGAAAAGCAGAAAUAUUCAAUGGAAGAAAAUAACAUACAAGGAUAUGGUCAAGCCUUUGUGGUCUCCGAAGAUCAGAAAUUGGAUUGGUCACACAUCAUGAUCCUAAUGGCCAACCCUCCUCCUUACAGAAAUCUCAAGUACUGA
Messenger RNA from Prosopis cineraria, 414 nucleotides. Its product is annotated as protein SRG1-like. The record is from RefSeq and is a predicted model, not a curated record. The transcript has 2 exons. Bases 1 to 414 code for a protein of 137 amino acids. Lineage: Eukaryota; Viridiplantae; Streptophyta; Magnoliopsida; Fabales; Fabaceae.